UCACUCAUCUGGCUAUAUAUAUACCUCGUUUUCAUACAAUCGACACCAAAACAAAAUGGAAACACCAUACACCUCCCCCGCGAACCCUGACUCGCGAAUAGUCUUCUUCUUCGACAUCGACAAUUGCCUCUAUUCCCGAGCCUGCAACGUCCAAGACCAAAUGAAACACCUAAUCCGCCAAUUCUUCAUAACCCACCUCUCCCUAACCCCCAACGAAGCCCGCACCCUGCACCAAAAAUACCACCAAGAAUACGGCUUCACCAUCGACGGUCUCUCCCGGCACCACCAAAUCACCCCCCUCGUAUUCAACCAGGAAGUCGACGACGCCCUACCAUUAGAAAAGCUAAUUACACCGGAUCCUCAACUACGGAAACUCCUCCUAGAUAUCGAUAGAACGAAAGUCAAGCUGUGGCUAUUCACAAACGCCUACAUUAACCACGCGAAGCGCGUUGUGAAACUCCUGAACGUGGAGGAUCUGUUCGAGGGAAUCACGUAUUGCGAUUAUGCCGAGGUUCCGUUGGUUGGGAAGCCGACCAAGGAGAUGUAUGAGAAGGCGGAGAGAGAGGCGGGGGCGUUGGGGACGGAGAUGUGUUAUUUUGUUGAUGACUCGUACAUGAACUGCAAACAGGCCUCGGAGCGAGGUUGGAAGGCGAUUCAUCUAGUCGAGCCUAUGCUAUCCGUGCCGCGGACGCCGGCAUCACCGUACUUGAUACAGAGUCUGGAGGAAUUGAGGGUGUUGUUUCCUGGCUUAUUCAAGACUGUUGUGGAGUAGUCCACAUACGCCUUCUCUCAUAUUGUAUUUAUAAGAUCCCCAACUCAAUAUGGCCCAUAAGCCUCCAACGGAUUAAACCCCCUCCUCUGCUCAAACAACUUCAAGAUCGGCUUAAACAACACUCUCCCCUCAUACCUCUCCAUCCUCCCCAACCGUUCCGCCUCCGCUUGCCUCUCCACCGUCAAUUUCAUCUCAUUCCAAGAAACCCAUUCCCACUUUACGCAUUUCUCCGGCUCCAUG
This is a messenger RNA of Aspergillus sclerotioniger CBS 115572, 1012 nucleotides long. RefSeq names its product protein SSM1. The coding region runs from base 56 to 772 and encodes 238 amino acids. NCBI's taxonomy places the organism in Eukaryota, Fungi, Ascomycota, Eurotiomycetes, Eurotiales, Aspergillaceae. Gene Ontology annotation, molecular function: nucleotidase activity. The record is from RefSeq and is a predicted model, not a curated record. Gene Ontology annotation, biological process: pyrimidine nucleobase metabolic process; nucleotide catabolic process. The transcript has 5 exons.